AGGACGUGAGGACCGCGGGGAGCGGCCCCGCACACCACCCUCUCAACCACCCUCUCGCUCCUCCCUGGCGGCCUCCACCCAGGGCUCGGGGGCAGGACCAGGAGGUGGCAAGGGUGUGUCGUCAGCAUCGCGCGGGCCGGCACGGACGCCCUGGGCAGCGCUGCUCUGGGCAGAGGAGAUGCCCUUGGAAGUCCUAACUGGUUAGCUUGACGGUGUCAGGUGGAUCAGCUGCAUCCCACUGCCCCCUGUGCUGAGGGGAGUCACCACAAGUGGGGAAGCAUGGAGGAGAGUAAAGAGGCAACAAAUCGAGCGCAUGUCCUCUUUGACCGGUUUGUUCAGGCCACCACCUGUAAAGGAACUCUCAAGGCCUUCCAAGAGCUCUGUGACCACCUGGAGCUGAAGCCUAAGGACUACCGUUCCUUUUAUCACAAACUCAAGUCCAAGCUGAACUACUGGAAAGCCAAAGCCCUCUGGGCAAAGCUGGACAAACGGGGGAGCCAUAAAGACUACAAAAAAGGAAAAGCGUGCACUAACACCAAGUGUCUCAUCAUUGGAGCUGGCCCUUGUGGUCUUCGCACAGCCAUCGACUUAUCCUUAUUGGGAGCCAAGGUGGUGGUUAUUGAGAAACGAGAUGCCUUCUCCCGAAACAAUGUUUUACAUCUCUGGCCAUUCACCAUACAUGAUCUCAGAGGACUGGGUGCCAAGAAGUUUUAUGGCAAGUUCUGUGCUGGAGCUAUUGACCAUAUCAGUAUCCGUCAGCUCCAGCUAAUACUUUUGAAAGUAGCCCUGAUUCUAGGCAUCGAAAUCCAUGUAAAUGUGGAAUUCCAAGGACUUGUACAGCCACCUGAGGACCAAGAAAAUGAACGAAUAGGUUGGCGGGCACUGGUACACCCCAAAACCCAUCCUGUAUCAGAAUACGAAUUUGAAGUGAUCAUCGGAGGGGACGGCCGUAGAAACACCUUGGAAGGAUUCCGUCGGAAGGAAUUCCGUGGCAAAUUAGCCAUUGCCAUUACAGCAAACUUUAUUAACCGAAAUACAACAGCAGAAGCCAAAGUGGAGGAGAUCAGUGGUGUGGCUUUCAUAUUCAACCAAAAAUUUUUUCAGGAGCUGAGGGAAGCCACAGGCAUUGAUUUAGAGAACAUUGUCUACUACAAAGAUGACACACACUAUUUUGUUAUGACAGCCAAAAAGCAGAGUUUAUUGGACAAAGGGGUGAUAUUGCAUGACUAUGCUGACACAGAGCUCUUGCUUUCCCGAGAGAACGUGGACCAGGAGGCACUGCUGAACUAUGCCAGGGAGGCAGCAGACUUCUCCACCCAGCAGCAGCUGCCGUCCCUGGACUUCGCCAUCAAUCACUACGGGCAGCCAGACGUGGCCAUGUUCGACUUCACUUGUAUGUAUGCCUCUGAGAAUGCUGCCUUGGUGCGGGAGCACAAUGGACACCAGCUAUUAGUGGCUCUGGUUGGGGACAGCCUGCUAGAGCCAUUUUGGCCAAUGGGAACAGGAAUAGCCCGGGGCUUUCUCGCUGCGAUGGACUCUGCUUGGAUGGUGCGGAGCUGGUCUUUGGGAGCAAGCCCCCUGGAAGUCCUGGCAGAGAGAGAAAGUAUUUAUAGGUUGUUGCCUCAAACCACCCCUGAGAAUGUGAGUAAAAAUUUCAGCCAGUACAGCAUUGAUCCUAUCACCAGAUAUCCGAAUAUCAAUGUCAACUUUCUACGACCAAGCCAGGUACGCCAUUUGUAUGAUACUGGAGAAACAAGUAUUCAUUUGGAAAUUGAGAACCUAGUAAAUUCUCGAACCACCCCGAAGUUGACUCGCAAUGAGUCUGUAGCUCGUUCAAGCAAACUGCUGGGUUGGUGCCAGAGGCAAACAGAUGGCUAUGCAGGGGUCAACGUGACAGAUCUCACCAUGUCUUGGAAAAGUGGCCUGGCGCUAUGUGCAAUUAUCCACAGAUACCGCCCCGACCUGAUAGAUUUUGAUUCUCUAGAUGAGCAAAAUGUGGAGAUGAAUAACCAGCUUGCCUUUGACAUUGCGGAAAAGGAGCUGGGCAUUUCUCCUAUCAUGACCGGCAAAGAGAUGGCCUCGGUGGGGGAGCCUGACAAGCUGUCCAUGGUGAUGUACCUGACUCAGUUCUACGAGAUGUUCAGAGACUCUCUCCCCUCCAGUGAUGCCCUGGACUUGAAUGCUGAGGAAAAAGCAGUCCUGAUAGCCAGCACUAAGUCCCCCAUUUCCUUCCUCAGCAAACUGGGACAGACAAUCUCUCGGAAGCGUUCUCCUAAGGAUAAAAAGGAAAAGGACUUGGAUGGUGCCGGAAAGAGGAGAAAGACUAGUCAAUCAGAAGAGGAGGACACACCUCGGGCCUGCAGAGGAGGGAGGACCACUGUGGUGAGCACGCUGACCGAUAGGCGCAUGGAUGUGGCCCUUGGCAACCAGAACAAAGUAAAGUACAUGGCAACCCAGCUGCUGGCCAAAUUCGAAGAGAAUGCACCGCCACAGUCUGCUGGUGUGCGGAGACAGCCGACACAAGAGCGUGGGGUCGUCCAGCCGUCCUGCCUCUCCGAGCAGGGGCGCCCUGCCUCCACUGCUCUGUGGAAACAGGGUUCCAUAAAGAAGGAGUUCCCGCAGAAUUUGGGAGGCAGCGACACAUGCUAUUUUUGCCAAAAGAGAGUCUAUGUGAUGGAGAGACUGAGCGCAGAGGGCAAAUUCUUCCACCGGAGCUGCUUCAAAUGCGAGUACUGUGCCACCACCCUGCGCCUCUCAGCCUACGCCUAUGACAUUGAGGACGGUAAAUUCUACUGCAAACCACACUACUGCUACCGGCUCUCGGGCUCGGCACAGAGGAAGAGACCAGCGCUGGCCCCUCUCUCUGGGAAGGAGGCAAGAGGAUCCCUGCAGGACGGCCCUGCUGCUGAUGCAAAUGGACGGGCCAGCGCCCUGGCCAACCCCGCUGAGAGAACUCCAGGUUCCAGCGUGAAUGGCGUGGAAGAACCCAGCAUUGCCAAGAGGCUGCGGGGCACCCCCGAGAGGAUUGAGCUGGAGAACUACCGCCUUUCGGUGAAGCAGGCCGAGGAGCUGGAGGAGGUGCCUGAGGAGACCCUGGCCGAGCACAACCUGAGCAGCGUGCUGGACAAGGGCACAGAGGAGGAUGUUGGCAGCAGCAGCUCUGAGUCGGAGAUGGAGGAGGAGGAGGAGGAGGAGGAGGAGGAAGAGCAGGAGGAAGAGCAAGAGGAGGAUGAAGAGCUGCAGCCAUGCCUGCCUACCUCGGACCUGGGCGGUGUCCCUUGGAAGGAGGCCGUGCGAAUCCACGCUCUGCUGAGGGGAAAGAGCGAAGAGGAGCUCGAGGCCCCUAAGAGCUGUGAGCCUGGGAAUGAGGAGGAUGAGGAGGAUGAAGAAGAGGAAUAUGAAGAGGAAGAGGAGGAGUCUAGUGAAGCUGGGAGCCGGGGGCUACAGCAGAUCACAAAUGCAUCUGAUCCGCUGGAGAUUCAGGCCGACGUGCACUGGACGCAUAUUCGUGAGAAGGAGGAGGAGAGAGUGGUACCCACCUCCGAGUCCUCUACUUCUAGAGUCCCGUUUGAUGAGGAUGGCCUGGAGGAAGAUGUGGACUCAGAGCCGGCAGAGAUAGAAGGGGAGGCAGCGGAGAAUGGGGACACGGGGGACACUGGUGCUGAGCUGGAUGAUGAUCAGCACUGGUCCGAUGACAUUCCGUCAGAUGCAGAAGCAGAGCUUGGCCUGUGGCGCCAGACGGAGGCCGCGGUAGAGCUGGAACUGAGGGUCUCAGAGAAUGAGGAGGAGCAGCCACCCAGUGCCCCAAAAUGCCAAGACAAAGGUCCCUCCCGGGUCUCCAGCCCCUUCUGCUCGCCCGAGCAGGAGAAGGCUGAUCUCUCCUCAGCUUACCGCCUGCAGGCAGAGGACCUCCGGAGCCCGGGCGCCCCUGCCGCCAAGCUGCCGUCGCCUGAGAAGCGCCUUUUCCCCCAGCCUUUAUUCCCCAGAGAGUGGCCAGAGACGGGAACCCGCGUUGCGCAGCCUGGGAGCUCGCCAGUCCGAUCUCAGCCGGUGUCUCUGCCCGAAGCCCACGCCCCCACCUCCCUGGCUGUGUCCCCGCGACCCCUGCCAGCCGCCCCCGCCACCAGCCCCGCUCCCCAGAGGCCCGUCUGCUCGCAGCCGCAGCCUUCCUCCGAGACCCCCGCUCCUUCCCCCACGGCGUCCCCCAUCUGCUUCCAGCCUGCCCCCGCCCAGGCCUCCACCCCACUCAGCCCCCGCCCUGUGAAGGACCCAGGGGACGCCAGCCCUCCUGCCCUGGACGAGGACCUGAAGCGGAGUGACCUGGUGGCCGAGUUCUGGAUGAAGAGCGCGGAAAUCCGCCGCAGCCUGGGCCUCACGCCUGUGGACCGGGGCCAGGGGCCCGGCGUCCGGCCGGCCCCGCAGGCGCAGGGGCUCCAGCUGCCCAGGCCCUCGCCCGGGCCGAGGAGGCUGGGCCCCCCCAGCUCGGACAGCGAGACCCCCAAGUCUCCGUCAGACCGAGAGCCGCGACACGCGCCCGAGGAGCGGAGAGACCUGUCCAGCAGCUCGGGGCUGGGCCUGCGCGGCAGCUCCUCCAACACCAGGACCCUGGGCAGCCAGAGCUUCACCGCCUCCGACUCGGCGCUGCUCACGCCGCCGUCCAGCCCGCCCCCGCCCCCGCCGCCCGGCGAGGAGCCCGCCACCCUCCGACGGAAGCCGGGGGCCGUGCCCCGGCUCGACCCCCUGGACCCCGAGGCGCCGGUGCGCCCGGCCCCCAGCCCGGCCCCCCUCCUGCGGGGCCCCCGAGAGCCCGCCCAGCCCCCGCGGGAGGAGGCGCGCAAGUCGUUUGUGGAGAGCGUGGACGAGAUCCCCUUCGCUGACGACGUGGAGGACACGUAUGACGAGCAGACGGACUCGAGCCUGCAGGAGAAGUUCUUCACCCCGCCCUCCUGCUGGCCCCGCCCCGAGCGGCCCCCGCACGCCCCCGCAGCCGGGGAGAACGGAAGGGUGCCCCCCCUGGAAAGGGGCGCGCCGCCCAGGAGGGGGCUCCCCGCCGUCUCCGCGGAAGCCAAGGAGGUGGCUGAGGAGCGCAUGCGAGCCAGGGAGAAGUCUGUCAAGAGCCAGGUGCUGAGGGACGCCAUGGCCGAGCAGCUGAGCAGGAUGAAAGACAUGGAGGGGGCCGGGCCCGCCAGGCGCCCCGGGGACACUGCCCUCAGGGCCUCCUCCGUGCCCUCCAGAGGCAGAGAGCUUGGCCCCGAGUCCCCGAAACACCCAGCGCUCAGAGGCCCCAAGGACACCACCCUGAAGCAUGAGGACGUCCUGUCGCCCCCGUCAGACUCGGGGGGCCCAGAGGGCUCCAUCACCUCCUCCGAGGGCUCCAGUGGGAAGAGCAAGAAGAGAUCAUCCCUCUUCUCGCCCCGCAGAAGCAAGAAGGAGAAGAAGCCCAAGGCAGAGGGCCGGGCCCCCGAGAAGCCCAGCCCGAGCCUCCUGGAAGAAGCGGCGGCCAAGCCCAGGUCCCUGUGGAAGUCGGUCUUCUCGGGGUACAGGAGGGACAAGAAGAAGAAGGGAGACGACAAGUCCUGCUCCAGCACCCCUUCCAGCGGCGCCACAGUGGGCUCAGGCACGCACCGGCUCUCUCCCAUCGUGAGAGCAGAGCUGCAGCUCCGGCGCCAGUUGAGUUUCUCUGAGGACUCUGACCUGUCCAGUGAUGACAUCCUUGAGCGCACUUCCCAGAAGUCCAAGCGAGAGUCGAUUUAUGUACCACACGCCUUGGCAUUCAGGAGAUCAUAUGCAUCAAAGCCAAGAACCUACACAGAGGAGGAGCUGAACUCCAAGCUGACCCGGCGCGUACAGAAGGCAGCCCGUAGACAAGCCAAGCAAGAAGAACUUAAGCGGCUGCACCGAGCCCAGAUCAUCCAACGGCAGCUGGAGCAGGUGGAGGAGAAGCAGAGGCAGCUGGAGGAGAGGGGGGUCGCGGUGGAGAAGGCGCUGCGCGGGGAAGCAGUUGAGCCCAGUGGCGGGACUCCACGGCGUAGACCUCUCUCCUUCUGCCCUUGCUGUGUCCAGGAAGCAGGCAUGGGUAAGAAGGACGACCCCAAGCUGAUGCAGGAGUGGUUCAAGCUGGUGCAAGAGAAAAAUGCAAUGGUGCGCUACGAGUCGGAGCUGAUGAUCUUCGCCCGGGAGCUGGAGCUGGAAGACCGGCAGAGCCGACUACAGCAGGAGCUGCGGGAGCGGAUGGCAGUGGAAGAUCACUUGAAGACUGAGGAGGAGUUGUCAGAGGAGAAGAAGAUCCUAAACGAGAUGCUGGAGGUGGUGGAGCAGAGAGAUGCUCUGGUGGCCCUGCUGGAGGAGCAGCGGCUCCGGGAGAAGGAGGAGGACAAGGACCUAGAGGCCGUCAUGCUGACCAAGGGCUUCAGCCUGAACUGGUCCUGAGCUCCCGUCUCCCCGCACGGACUGGUGCUGUCGCCUCCACCUGACCGGGCUGGGUUGUCCCAGAUCCUGGGCCUGUGCCCUGAGCAGGCCCAAGCUCCUCCUGGGAGUUUGUACUCGUGUCCAUGUGCCUCUUGUGGACGUGAGCACACCACGUCACUGCCGCAGGGAAGGUGACCAUCGAGGUACGUGACCUCCCUGGAGAGACCCGUCGUGCCCUCCCGGCCCAGGAUGGGGAACAUGAGCAUUUGACUCGGAUGUGAAAGGAAAACGCUCCCUGCCCACAUGUCACCUGGCACAGAUGAGAACGCGGGGGCUGCAGGCUCUUUUGUGCUCCCUAAAGCGCCACCAAAGAAAUGAAAACAUGCCCAGAGAGCAAGAUGUGAGUCCAGCCCCGGACACUCGCCGUGGCUGACGAGGGGAAGCUGGGUGCUCUGGGGACUCCUGCAAGGAGGGAGGCCCGGAGGGGCUGUUCCCCUGCACACUGGGCCUGAGGAGGCCAGAUCACAGGCUUCUCUGCACCGGCCUGAGGCCUGUGGAUUGCUGCGUUUUGCUUUUAAUUCACGACCAUUUUGACACUGGAAAAGACUGACUUUGGGGGACAAGGUUGAGGCUCCAUAUUUCAAGCCCCAGUUGACAGGGCGCUGUCACUGUUUGGCGCUUCACAUCAGCUCAGGAGAUCAGCCUUAUCCUUGGCAUUUUUCCUAUGUUUGCACAUUGAGAUGAAGCUGACCACCUGGUGAGAUGUUCAGCCACUUCGUACCCUUAUUGUCAACUUAACUUAUUUUUUUAAUACUUGAACAGAGCAACUUCAUUUUUCUAUCUUUACUAGAGACACUGAUCACCCAGCACCUGGUGUAGAAGCAGCAGAGGGUCUGUUGACCCGGCCCGCACACCCACAGACACUUGUUACGUCACCUAUUUAUUAGCUUUCUUCAUAGUGUUACUGACCCUGCUGGCAUCGGAGCAGCCGAGAGCCCGUGUGGGCCUUUCGCAUGCUCUCUGUCCCCUCCUGUGCUCUUGUCCCACUCUCCACCCACUGUCCACUCUGCCACCAAACUUGCCUGCACCACCCAUUUGUCCAGGAUGAGUUGCCACUGUGGGGGAGGCUGCUGGCCCCUCCUGUUGGCGUCCGGCUCUGUGGGACCAUUUGAUUUUUCCCCUUCAGUUUGAGUGCCAGGGUUUCACCUCCCAUGACCCAUGACAUUUAUUAAAGGAACUGUGACGGGCUGGCUGGGAUGAAGGGCAGUGGGGCCUUGUUAUCUGUAUGGCCGCUGAGGUCUCCCUCGAGCCAGCCUUGGGUCCCCCCCGAGUAAGAAGACCACGCUGCGGCGGGCGUGGGAUCUGGGCUAGUCUCCAGGAUGAGCCUCCAGCCCUGCUCUCCGAAGUGAUGAAACCUCUCUGUCCCCAGAUCUUCGUGGGAAGACGGGGUGAUAAGCACCAUGUCACUAGCUCCUUGAGCCAAACUUUGUUUCUCAUGACGUAGCCAAAGCCUGGCUGUCUAGAGUCAGAGCCACUGUCCGAGAAAAUCCAGAGUGAGAAAGGGCCAGGCUGAUCCACUCAGAAUGCGUGGUCAGCCUGCGGGAAUGUCCCACAGUGCCUGGCCAAGCUUGGUGCUCCCUGCAGCCCGCUCUGGGGAGGGGGCAGUGGAGAGAGCAGGCCCGGGACUUCUCAAGGAAAAGACGGGUUGGCUUUGGAACUUCCUAGGGAACCACAUUGUGCCUCGAGAUGAACAUUCAUUCCAACCACAGCGGAGGGAAGAAUCUGUCUUACUCUUCUCUGUCCAAAGCUGCCGAUGUCUCCGCGGAACCCAGACGUGCUGCCCGCCACCAUCUCGGGGCUCUGACCUCUCUCUGCUGGGGCAGAGUCUCCAUUUUUUAUUCUCUUCAAGAGGGGGUGAGGAGGGAAUUCUCGAUUCCAUCUCUUCACCCCAACCUUCCAAUAAAAUUGGAUCAGGACGAGAUCUUUUCCUCCUGGGUAGCCCUUCCCUUCCCCCUGUCCCCUCUCCGCUGUUGCUGACAUCGGCCACACCCUGGAGAGCUGUCUCUGUCUCUUGCGAAUCCCGGAAGAGGGAGGCCACAGUGCUCUGCUGUAGAUGUGACCGACUGUCCCGGCUGCGACCUUCUGACACACUGUGUCCUCCCACGCACACACUGCAGCCUGCAGCUACUGAUGGGGAGCGGGUGGGGGGGCUGAAGGAAGACAGUAGAGAAGCUCCAAAUAUUCACAAACCUGCAAGAUGUCCCACACCUUUCCUCCCAGCUGCACGGACUUCAGACCCAGGGGAGCACUUCCUUUCCCAACUCCCACUUUAUAACCACUCAUUUGCAGUUUAUCGAGCACCCUGUUGGCGUGCUUCUUGAAGCGCUCUCCAACUCUAGAAUGCAUGCAGCUCCAGGCAGACUUUCUCCACAAGAGUUAAGGUCCCUCGAAUCGAGGGAUCCAGAGAGAGCUCUGAAAUGCCUGAGUUUGCGUGGGUGCAGUUGCGUGGCUGGCACCACAGGGAGUGAGGGUCAUUGUCACCAGGCGCAGUCUGAGUUGGGGUGGCCACAGUGCUAGGUGGGGUUCCAGUCCUGCUCAAAUGAUGUUUUGGGCCCUUUGCCCCCAGGAAUCAUUUUCAGCUAGUUUAAUCAGCAGUGAUAGACUACUCUUUGUCCUUCCCAAACAAGACAGUUUUUCAGUGGGGCAGGAAGAAGAAAGUUUUAAAGAGAAAUUUUUUUAAAGGUGGUAACAACUGACCUUCAAAGGGGAAUGGAUCAUUUUAUGCGCAAUAAAAAAUUUUUAAAAGAAA
Molecule: messenger RNA, 9217 nt
Organism: Sorex araneus (European shrew)
Lineage: Eukaryota; Metazoa; Chordata; Mammalia; Eulipotyphla; Soricidae
Gene: MICAL3
Product: microtubule associated monooxygenase, calponin and LIM domain containing 3
Exons: 35
Coding region: 280-6429 (2049 amino acids)
Molecular function (GO): FAD binding; protein binding
Source: RefSeq, a predicted model, not a curated record